GCGGCGUCGUCGACACAAUACAAUGUAUGUCGUGAUUACAGUCCGUAGAGAGGUUCACGUUCUAAUAAGGAAAUUUGUUUCUCCCCAUUUUUCCCCGCCGAAAUAAGGAAAAUGUUCGUGUAAGGUUGCAACCUUCUACUGUUGAGCAAAGGUGCACGUGACUUCUGCAGAAUAAGGAGGCAACCUUGCACAAACCUCACCCCUGAAAUGAUCUAUUUCCGACCCAUUUCUGGCUCUUGCGGCGACAAUCUCUGAAAAAAACCCCGAGCCAACUGCGUGGCCCUUCUCUUAUGAGCCUGCUACUGUUCCCUGGUCGCGCCUAGUUGGUGGGUGGGUGGGUCGCGAGGCGUUCAAGUCAAGCAUUUGAUCCUAUCACUUGUUUUCUCUCUCCUCAGUGGCUUUACAAUUUUUGUUGCUCUGAAUCAUCCUCUUCCCCCUUCUCUCUCUCUUCGCAGUUCCAUGAUUCGUGGAUGAUUCCCCCACUUUCCCCAUCAAAUACGCCUUCUAGCGAUCCCAUGUUCUUUUCUCUCUCUCUCUGUGUCUUAGACAGAGCGGUCAACCCUGUGUCUUAGACAGCGGUCAACCCAGCGCAGGCGGAUCAACUCUCGCCUCUCUCUCUUCACCUUCAAUUCAAUUCAAUAUUGUAGAGUAAUAAUAAAUUGUAGUAGGAUUGGAGGAGGAGGAGGGGAAGGGCAAAGGAAAGUGAUUAACAAUGGAGGUGGGAUGGGAGUGGAGCAAUCUGCUUCUUGAUGACUUCUCUUCCAUUGAUGGUGAUGCCCCGUCCCUACCUUCUGAAGCUGCGCCUUACUGUUCCGACUGGGACGCCCUUCCCCUUCCCUCGGAGGACCCUCAGCCCCAGUCUAUGCCUCAACCCGAGCCAUCAUCCGCCACAUCAUCAGUAUUGCUGCCUCAUUCCUCUCCCCUGAAUCCCCAGACCUCCUCUCCGGCCAAAGUUAGGAAGCGAGAUCCCCGCCUCACCUGCUCUAACUUCCUCACUGGCCACAUCCCGUGCGCUUGCCCGGAGCUCGAUGAGCAGGAAAGAGACGAGGAUGAAGCGAGCAGGAAGCGCACCAAGAUGACAGCUGCAGCAGUGGUGCGGUGCCAGGUCACUGAUUGCGAGGCGGACAUCAGUGAACUCAAGGGUUAUCACAGGCGCCACCGCGUCUGCCUGCGCUGUGCCAAUGCCACCACCGUGAUCCUUGAUGGUCAGCCCAAGCGCUACUGCCAGCAGUGCGGCAAGUUUCAUGUAUUGCAAGAUUUUGAUGAAGGAAAAAGGAGUUGUAGGAGAAAAUUAGAGCGACACAACAAUAGGAGGCGCAGAAAAAAUCUUGACUUCAGACACGGUGUUGAAGGAUCUCACUUAACUGAGAAGGAACCACUAAGUAUCAUGACAAUUGAAGAUGUCUUUUGCAAUGGUGAAGCAGGCAGUGGGCUUGGGGAUGGUUGUGGAGAAGCAAGUUUACAUCUUAGCGACCAGAUGAAGGAUACAAAUACCAGAUCCUUAUUGGAAUGUGAAGAGGGUCAUGAAUCCCCCUUCCAUUCGGUCAUGGGUAAGAUGAAUCCUAGUUUGCAAAAUCCUCAGAGUGAUGAUGUCCUCUCUAUUGUUACUUCUGAUAAAGCCCAGAGAAAAAGUGGAAAUGAUCACUCUAGACCUUCUCUUUCUUCAUCAUUGUGUGAUAAUCAGGCCGGUUACUCAUCGGUGUGCCCAACAGGUCGUAUAUCCUUCAAGCUUUAUGAUUGGAAUCCUGCAGAAUUUCCGAGACGGCUUCGGCACCAAAUAUUUCAGUGGCUGGCUAGCAUGCCUGUUGAGUUGGAGGCCUAUAUUCGUCCUGGAUGUACCAUACUGACUGUUUUCAUUGCAAUGCCUCACUUUAUGUGGGAGAAGUUGUUCAAAGAUGCUACUGUAUUCUUGGAUGACCUUGUUAAUGCCCCUGGAAGUUUGCUGUCAGGAAGAGGCAGAAUUUUCAUUUACCUAAAUAAUUGGAUUUUCCAAGUUCUAAGAGGUGGAACUUCCUUGGCUAAUAACAUGAUGGACAUGCGAGUACCCAAGUUGCACUAUGUUCAUCCUGUCUGUUUUCAGGCUGGGAAGCCCAUGGAGUUUGUUGCUUGUGGGAGGAACCUCUUCCAAAACAAAUUCCGAUUUCUUGUAUCUUUUGCUGGGAAGUAUCUGCAAUACGAUUCUUGUCAAGCUAUUUCACUCGAGGAGACUAAAUCAUUCAGGGGAAUUGGAGGGAGCUUCAUUCAUUGUUCUGACACUGAAAUGUUCAAAAUACGUAUCCCAUCAACUGAUCCAAAGCUAUUUGGCCCUGUGUUUAUUGAGGUAGAGAAUGUGUCUGGAAUUUCGAACUUCAUUCCAGUUUUGCUGGGGGAUAAGUGGACUUGUUCUGAACUUCAAAAUUUUGAGCUGAUGCUUGGUGAAGCUGUUUGCCAUGAGUACGACAAUAAUUUUGUCAUGAAUGCAGCUUGUAGGUCAUCCAACAUUGCUGAUUCAGAUAAAAAGUGCUUCUCUGAACUUUUAUUGGACAUUGCUUGGUUGCUCAAGGAGCCUCAUUUUGAUCAUGAUAGGAAUGAGACUGAACUAAACUCAAUGCACUUUGAGAGGUGGAGUUGUUUAUUAAGGUUCCUUGUGAGAAAUGGGCUUGUAUUUGUUCUAGAAAAAGUUCUAAAAUCACCAAUGGUUUUAAUGAAGCUCGAAGAGUCUGAAAAUCAGACAUCUGAUGUUGAUAUGAGGCUGUUCCGAAAAUAUGUGAACCAAGCAAGAGAACUAGUGGAUCAACAGAACAAGCGUGGCAGAUUACGUUUGCGUUCUAAGAACAUCACUUCUCAAGGAAGUUCACCACCAACGCGUGAUAUCAAUGCCAAUAUUUUGAAUGAUAAGCAUUGCACCAACCAAGAAAUGGGGUCUAAAGGUGAGAGAGACCAUGAAAAAUCUAUUGCGACGUACUUGGUCCAAGGUGGUGACAUGAGAACCCCCUUGUUGAGUAAAGAAGUAGUGAUGAGGGUGAACCAUUCUCCUUGUCCGAUAGAGCGGCCGCGCUUUUAUCCCAGCGCUGGCAUUAUUGUAAGCCCUCGCCUUUUCCUCAUUGUGCUCGGUGCAGUUGUUAUGUGUUGUGGAGUUUGUAUCGUCCUUCGGCAUCCCCAUGAAGUAUGGGAGUUCUCCAUCUCUUUGCGAAGGUGUUUAACAGGCACACCAAAACGUUAGUCAAAGAUCCUUGGAGGUGCUUUAUUGCUCUCGCUUUCAAAUUGUUCUCUAUGUAGAAAAGCCUAUUUACAGUUCGCAGGAAACCCAGUUGUAACAUUGAGUUCAUUCUUUUUCAUCUCUACUUUCUGUUUAAGGUGGAAUACUAAAACGGAUGCUUCAUCCUCAGGUCCCAAUGUAUUAGAGAAUUAUGUUUUGUUGUUUCUUUCUGUUGCAGAUUCAGCACCGCUACAAGGAUACAUGCUUAUGCAUCGAUAUAUAUUUGUACAUCCGCUAAGUUACAUAUGUACAAAGCACUCUUCGGUGCAUGUGCAAAUGUAUUGCUUCCAAUGUACUUGCAUGCACAUGUGAUGCAUUUGUUA
This is a messenger RNA of Amborella trichopoda, 3561 nucleotides long. RefSeq names its product squamosa promoter binding protein-like 7 (gene SPL7). Gene Ontology annotation, cellular component: nucleus. The record is from RefSeq and is a predicted model, not a curated record. NCBI's taxonomy places the organism in Eukaryota, Viridiplantae, Streptophyta, Magnoliopsida, Amborellales, Amborellaceae. Gene Ontology annotation, molecular function: DNA binding.